UUAACCUUGGCUCCAUUAAUAUAUGAGUUACGUUCAUAUUUUUGGUCGUAGUGGUGAAAAUUAAUUGAAAUCCAGAUUUAGUGAUCCCUAAUAAAAGGCACCAGGUGUAAGGAACAACGUUUAACGAUCUUAAUAAUAGUCAGCGUUGUCUCGUUCAAGCUCGUUUGUUUCAUUCAGAAGGCCUAAUAAUGCUUACGGUAAAUACAAGAGUUCAACAAGGCACACAUGAUUCAAGUAACUGCCUUGAGAGGGAUCGUACGACGAUCAUUUUCGACAUCAAAAUGUGCCCCAGCACAACAGAUGACUGUGCGAGAUGCUUUAAACUCUGCCCUGGAUGAAGAAAUGGAAAGAGAUGAGAAAGUGUAUUUACUUGGUGAAGAAGUAGCCCUUUACGAUGGUGCUUAUAAAGUAUCCAGGGGUCUAUGGAAAAAGUAUGGUGAUAAGCGUGUCAUCGAUACACCGAUCACAGAAGCUGGUUUUGCUGGUAUUGCUGUUGGUUCUGCGAUGGCUGGGCUUCGACCAAUUUGCGAAUUUAUGACUUUCAAUUUUGCUAUGCAAGCAAUCGAUCAAAUAAUCAAUUCGGCUGCUAAAACUUAUUAUAUGUCUGCGGGAAAGGUUAAUAUACCAAUUGUCUUCCGAGGUCCAAAUGGUGCGGCUGCAGGUGUUGCUGCACAACAUUCUCAAUGUUUUGGUGCUUGGUAUAGUCAUUGUCCUGGUUUAAAGGUAGUUUCGCCAUAUAAUAGCGAAGAUGCUAAAGGUUUAUUAAAAGCUGCCAUAAGGGAUCCUGAUCCAGUUGUCGUAUUAGAAAAUGAGAUCCUCUAUGGAGUUCAGUAUCCAAUGUCUGACGAAGCAUUGGAUAAAAAUUUCGUUUUACCUAUAGGAAAAGCUAAAAUAGAACGUGUUGGAAAUCAUGUUACUUUAGUGGCACAUUCCAAGGCCGUCGAACAAGCUCUUGAAGCAGCUAAUGAACUUGCCGGAAAAGGGAUAGAAGCUGAAGUUAUUAAUCUUCGUUCUCUUAGACCAUUAGAUAUGGAUACCAUUUUACAAUCAAUAAUGAAAACAAAUCAUUGCGUUACCGUAGAACAAGGUUGGCCACAGUGCGGCAUAGGUGCGGAAAUCAGCGCAAGAAUCUCAGAAAGUGAAGCCUUUUAUCAUCUAGACGCUCCAGUAGUUCGCGUUACUGGUGCCGAUGUUCCUAUGCCAUAUACGAAAAGUUUGGAAAUAGCAGCAUUACCACAAGGAGGCGAUGUAGUAUUUGCUGUAAAUAAAUUAUUAGGGGUAGAGUAAUGAAUAAUAGAAAUAUUUAGGUAUAAUUAAUA
Polistes dominula (European paper wasp) is the source of this 1319-nucleotide messenger RNA. It is a transcript of the gene Pdhb, whose product is annotated as Pyruvate dehydrogenase E1 beta subunit. Gene Ontology annotation, molecular function: pyruvate dehydrogenase (acetyl-transferring) activity. Lineage: Eukaryota; Metazoa; Arthropoda; Insecta; Hymenoptera; Vespidae. The record is from RefSeq and is a predicted model, not a curated record. Gene Ontology annotation, cellular component: pyruvate dehydrogenase complex. Gene Ontology annotation, biological process: pyruvate decarboxylation to acetyl-CoA.